GGUCUGACCUAGCCAUCUGGCUAACAGCGUGAAUGAUACCUUCCUGAGAUGUUUUCUCACAUAUUUUGCAAGAUAGAAGCCAGCUAACAUGCAUAGGUCUACAACACUCUUCCCUCGGCUGUCCUACCAUGUGCUGGCCCACUGCAGAGGAUACUGUGUGUUGAGAGGCAGCUCAAGGUCGCUAAUCUGUGGCCCACAACCCCAUGUAGUCAGCCGAUUGGAGCCAAGAUGGACGCCUAGUAUCCAACACAGCUACCCAGUACCCCCAUCCCCCCACGUCACUACUCUCACCAAAUACUCAGACUUAUCCACCCAAAAAUACAACCUCAUCUACUCCUUACCUCACAUCAAACUCCUGAGAGCGGUCUCCAGACUCAAACUGAUCCAAACCGGAAUCACCAUGCUCUUACUCCCGCCCGUCUACUACAUGUAUUCCCAAGGAGAUGCUUCGUACCUACUGGUUAGCUACAGCACGGGGAUAGCGGCGUUCGCCACCGUCAUGCUCUACUCGGCUAGUCACUACCUGAGACGCGUCGUCGGGAUGAUGUACCUGGAUGAGUCCCAGACGACGCUGAAAGUGUCUCACCUGACGUUCUGGGGACGCAGGAAGGACGUGUAUCUGCCCGUGACGGACGUGAUGACUCUGGGGGACACCGGGGACUCCAUAGGGGAGACUAUAUUGAGGUUGAAGCGAUAUAGUAGUUCUGAGACGCUGUACUUCUCAACUAGACUGGGACGUGUGGUGGAUAGGCAGGCCUUUGAGAAAGUGUUUGGGACUUUGAUUUGAUGUUUUUAUAGGGCUUUUCAGAGCCGAACCAAGCUGUACUGAGCCAAACAGAGCCCAGCCAAGCUGUACUGUCGAACAGAGCCCAGCCAAGCUGUACUGAGCCGAACAGAGCCCAGCCAAGCAUCCAUUAUAGUUCCUGGAACUGUGCUGAAAAGAUCUGAGCCAGCACAGUUAGGUCUGGGUUGACACAGUGGUGUGAAAAGGGUAAAGAGAUGACUACCUACAUAUACUGCAGUCUGUUCUGUUCCAUUUCUUGACUACUGUAUGUGACCAAAAGAAACAGUGACAUAUGUGUUGGACAGCUGCUCAGACUCACAGCCUUCAAUAAAGACACCCUGAUCAUUUA
This is a messenger RNA of Salvelinus namaycush (lake trout), 1133 nucleotides long. RefSeq names its product transmembrane protein 186 (gene tmem186). The record is from RefSeq and is a predicted model, not a curated record. The coding region runs from base 89 to 787 and encodes 232 amino acids. NCBI's taxonomy places the organism in Eukaryota, Metazoa, Chordata, Actinopteri, Salmoniformes, Salmonidae. Gene Ontology annotation, cellular component: mitochondrion. The transcript is spliced from 2 exons.